GAACACACACACAACGAUACCAGUCGGUUCUUCCAUUUGGAUCAUCGUCUCGUUGCAACUCAUACCCAUUGCUCUAAACCAUUGGCCUUAGCCCCUCUCUCUCUCUCUCUCUCUCUCUCUCUGAACUCACUGUAUUCCUCUCUUUCUCGGCAAUCUUCAUCACGUCGCUGCUUAAUCUCGAUCAGGUUUCUGUCAGUCAAUACAAGUAGGGAGAUGGAUCACCAUGAGGAGGAAUCCCGUGCUGGGGGUGAACCUCAUGGGAAGCAAGAUGAUGAGGAAGCUGCUGCUCGGCUUGAGGAAAUCAAGAAAUCAAUUGAGGCAAAGAUGGCUCUUCGUCAAAGCAAUUUGAACCCUGAGAGGCCUGACACAGGGUUUCUUAGGACACUGGAUUCUAGCAUUAAGCGCAACACAGCGGUUAUUAAAAAACUGAAGCAGAUAAAUGAAGAGCAGCGGGAAGGGCUGAUGGAUGACUUGAGAGGUGUCAACCUAAGCAAAUUUGUCAGUGAAGCUGUUACUGCUAUUUGUGAUGCCAAGCUUAGAUCAUCGGACAUUCAAGCAGCAGUUCAGAUCUGCUCUCUGCUUCAUCAAAGAUACAAAGACUUCUCCCCAAGCCUACUUCAAGGUCUUUUGAAAAUCUUCUUUCCCGGAAAGUCUGGGGAUGACUUAGACAUGGACAAGAACCUGAGGGCCAUGAAGAAGCGAAGCACUUUGAAACUCCUUUUGGAACUUUUCUUUGUUGGAGUCAUAGAAGAUGGUGGUAUUUUUGUGAAUAUCAUUAAGGAUCUUACCAGUGGAGAACACUUAAAGGAUCGGGAUACUACUCAGACAAAUUUGACUCUUCUUGCUAGUUUUGCUCGGCAGGGAAGAAUGUUUAUUAACCUUCCACUCUCUGGGCCAGAAAUUCACGAAGAGUUUUUCAAGGGCCUUAAUAUCACAACAGAGCAUAAGAAAUUCUUCAGGAAGGCAUUUCAAACAUAUUAUGAUGCUGCAGCAGAACUACUUCAAUCCGAGCAUACUUCACUUCGCCAAAUGGAGCACGAAAAUUCUAAAAUCCUUAAUGCUAAAGGAGAGCUCAGUGAUGAAAAUGUCUCUUCAUAUGAGAAACUGCGGAAAUCUUAUGAACAAUUGUACCGCAAUGUCUCAUCUUUAGCAGAAGCACUUGAUAUGCAGCCUCCAGUAAUGCCAGAGGAUGGUCAUACAACUAGGGUUACUAGUGGAGAGGAUGCUUCAUCUCCAGCUGCUGGAAAGGACUCUUCUGUACUUGAAGCCAUAUGGGAUGAUGAAGAUACGAGGGCUUUCUAUGAGUGCUUACCAGAUCUUAGAGCGUUUGUUCCGGCGGUAUUAUUGGGAGAAGCGGAUAAAAGCAAUGAUCAAUCUGCAAAGGCUCAAGAACAACCAACUGAGCCCACACUUGAAUCAGACCAAAGUCAACAGACUACAGAAGAUACUGGGGAGGCAUCUGCAGAUGUUGGUGCUUUACAGGAGGGCAAAAGCAUAGAGAAAGGGAAGGACAAGGAAGAAAAGGAUAAGGAGAAGAUUAAAGAUCUGGACAAAGAGAAAGGCGAUAGAAAAGGGGAGAACGAGAAAGAGAAACUUAAAAGCAUCGAAGGGACAAAUUUGGAUGCUUUACUGCAGAGGCUUCCUGGUUGCGUGAGCCGUGAUCUUAUUGAUCAGUUGACUGUAGAGUUUUGUUAUUUAAAUUCAAAAGCAAAUCGGAAAAAGCUUGUGAGGGCAGUGUUUAAUGUUCCCAGGACAUCAUUGGAGCUACUACCUUACUAUUCACGCAUGGUUGCCACACUGUCAACUUGUAUGAAGGAUGUAUCUUCCAUGCUCCUUGCAAUGCUGGAAGAAGAGUUCAACUUCUUAAUUAAUAAAAAGGAUCAAAUGAACAUUGAAACAAAGAUUAGGAACAUUAGAUUUAUUGGAGAACUCUGCAAGUUUAAAGUCGCACCAGCUGGUCUUGUCUUUAGUUGUUUGAAGGCUUGUUUAGAUGAUUUCACUCAUCAUAACAUUGAUGUUGCUUGCAAUCUUCUUGAGACUUGCGGGCGUUUUCUGUAUCGGUCUCCUGAAACUACCGUGCGGAUGGCUAACAUGUUGGAAAUAUUAAUGCGUUUGAAGAAUGUAAAAAAUUUAGAUCCUCGGCACAGCACCCUUGUUGAAAAUGCUUACUACCUGUGCAAACCGCCUGAAAGAUCCGCACGAGUCACUAAAGUCCGUCCUCCAUUGCAUCAGUAUAUAAGGAAGUUGCUAUUCUCAGAUCUCGAUAAGUCUACAAUAGAGCAUGUGCUCAGGCAACUGCGUAAACUACCAUGGGGUGAAUGUGAGCCAUAUCUUUUAAAAUGCUUUAUGAAGGUUCACAAAGGGAAGUAUGGCCAGAUCCACUUGAUUGCUUCGCUGACUGCUGGUCUGAGUCGCUACCAUGAUCAAUUUGCUGUAUCUGUUGUUGACGAGGUUUUAGAGGAGAUCAGGCUUGGCCUAGAAUUAAAUGAGUAUGGGAUGCAGCAAAGACGGAUUGCCCAUAUGCGAUUCUUAGGAGAGCUAUACAACUAUGAGCAUGUAGAUUCUUCUGUUAUUUUUGAGACUCUUUACUUGAUUCUUGUCUUUGGCCAUGGCACACAAGAGCAGCAAGAUGUACUGGAUCCACCAGAAGAUUGUUUCCGCAUUAGGAUGGUUAUUACUCUUCUGGAGACCUGUGGCCACUACUUUGACCGAGGCUCUUCCAAGAGGAAGCUUGAUCGAUUCUUGAUGCACUUCCAGAGAUAUAUACUAAGCAAAGGAGUACUCCCACUGGAUGUUGAAUUUGACAUACAGGACUUAUUUGCAGAACUACGCCCCAACAUGACCCGAUACUCAUCCAUUGAUGAAGUAAAUGCAGCUCUAGUAGAACUUGAGGAGCAUGAUCGUACUGUCUCCACUGACAAGGCCAAUAAUGAGAAGCAUUCUGACACUGAAAAGCCUUCAAGGAGGACCACAUCCAACAAAAAGUCUGUGAAUGGUACUGAGGAAAAUGGUGUAAGGCAUGGAGACCAUGGAGAUAGUGACAGUGAUUCAGGAAGUGGCACCAUUGAUCCAGAUGGACAUGACGAAGAAGAAUUAGAUGAAGAGAAUCAUGGUGAUGGAUCUGACAGUGAAGAGGAGGAUGAUGAUGGGGGUGGACCUGCAUCUGAUGAGGAUGAUGAAGUCCAUGUCAGACAGAAGGUUGCAGAGCUGGAUCCUCAGGAAGAAGCAAAUUUUGAGCUAGAUCUCAAAGCUGUUAUGCAGGAAAGCAUGGAGCAACGCAGGCUAGAGUUGCGAGGCCGACCUACAUUAAAUAUGAUGAUACCAAUGAAUGUGUUUGAGGGUUCCAUCAAGGAUCAUCAUGGAAGAGGGGUUGGAGGGGAAAGUGGAGAUGAGGCUUUGGAUGAAGAGUCUGGAGGAAGCAAGGAGGUGCAGGUGAAAGUUCUUGUGAAGCGUGGUAACAAACAACAAACAAAACAGAUGUACAUCCCACGGGAUUGCUCGCUUAUACAGAGUACGAAACAGAAAGAAGCAGCAGAGCUUGAAGAGAAACAAGACAUCAAGAGGCUGGUUUUGGAGUAUAAUGAUAGAGAAGAGGAGGAGCUUAAUGGAUUGGGGAACCAAACUUUGAACUAUAUGCAGAGUGGGGGCAACAGAGUUGCUGGCCGUGGCAGCAAUUGGGAAGGAACUAGUGGUAGAGGUGGUGGAACACGUCAUAGAUAUCAUAGUUAUUCAGGUGGGGGGGUUUAUUACAGCCGGAAAAAGUAAAAAGAAAAAAAAGGUGUGAUUUUACAAAGCUGUAAAGCCAAAAACGCCUCCACCGUGGGAGUUCCCUCAUUUUGCAGAUGUGGUUCGUUUCUUUUCGAAUCCGUGCUUGUAAGCCCAACAAUGAUUUCAAGAGACAUUCCUAUCCGAUGGAGAAGCCAUGCCCUUUUGGGACAUUUGCAUUUGACCCGGACGAUUUCCUUAUACUGCAAGGUUAUAUGUUUUGUGGUCUUGUUAGAAGAUAGUUGCAGUUGUGAAGAAAGAACAGAUAGACGGUAUAGCUAACCAGGAACCAAGACAGCAAUGCAGAAGAAAAGGUGGUGGUGUGAUAUACUUGAGGUGCUGAUCUGCAGAAUAUGCCAUUGGUUCGCCAUAAAUUAGAUCUUACAUUUAGUGUUAGAGCCUGAUGUUGUGUCACCCUGCGUGUAUAUUUGUCAAUAGGACUUAAAAGAUUUGAUUUCGAUGCAAACUCUGCUGUGGGUUCUCUUUGUACCUGGAAUCUGAUAUUAUAUAUUGCUUUCUGUAUUUAGUUGUAUGACCCUUGUACGUGCCAUACUGAACUUAGAGCUCU
Prunus avium (sweet cherry) is the source of this 4333-nucleotide messenger RNA. Its product is annotated as regulator of nonsense transcripts UPF2. Gene Ontology annotation, cellular component: cytoplasm; exon-exon junction complex. Gene Ontology annotation, molecular function: protein binding; RNA binding. NCBI's taxonomy places the organism in Eukaryota, Viridiplantae, Streptophyta, Magnoliopsida, Rosales, Rosaceae. The record is from RefSeq and is a predicted model, not a curated record. Gene Ontology annotation, biological process: nuclear-transcribed mRNA catabolic process, nonsense-mediated decay.